ACUCCGCGGCUGAGGAGGAAGAAGAAGCGAGGCUCCAUUUGCCGCUCCCCGCCCCGACCAUGGAGAACGCGCACACAAAGACUGUGGAGGAAGUUUUGGCGUAUUUCGGGGUCAACGAAAGCACCGGGCUCAGCCUGGAGCAAGUGAAGAAGCUGAAGGAGAAAUGGGGCUCCAACGAGUUACCAGCUGAGGAAGGAAAAACCUUAUUCGAGCUUGUGGUUGAACAAUUUGAAGACUUACUAGUUAGAAUUCUGUUGCUGGCAGCUUGCAUAUCUUUUGUGCUGGCCUGGUUUGAAGAAGGUGAAGAAACAAUCACAGCAUUUGUAGAGCCUUUUGUAAUCUUACUUAUAUUAGUAGCCAAUGCAAUUGUGGGAGUGUGGCAGGAAAGAAAUGCUGAAAAUGCAAUUGAAGCUCUUAAAGAAUAUGAACCAGAAAUGGGGAAAGUGUAUCGACAAGAUCGAAAGAGCGUUCAGAGAAUCAAAGCAAGGGACAUUGUGCCAGGUGAUAUCGUGGAAGUGGCAGUUGGAGACAAGGUUCCUGCUGAUAUAAGAAUCACUUCUAUCAAAUCUACAACUCUAAGGGUAGAUCAGUCCAUUCUCACAGGUGAAUCUGUGUCUGUUAUUAAGCACACUGAUCCUGUCCCAGAUCCUCGUGCUGUAAACCAAGACAAGAAGAACAUGCUUUUUUCUGGUACCAACAUUGCUGCUGGUAAAGCUAUGGGAGUGGUAAUUGCAACAGGAGUCAACACCGAGAUUGGCAAGAUUCGUGAUGAGAUGGUGGCUACUGAACAAGAGAGAACCCCACUCCAACAAAAGCUGGAUGAGUUUGGAGAGCAGCUGUCUAAAGUCAUCUCACUGAUCUGCAUCGCUGUUUGGAUAAUAAACAUCGGUCACUUCAAUGAUCCGGUUCAUGGUGGCUCCUGGAUUCGAGGUGCUAUCUAUUACUUUAAGAUUGCUGUUGCUCUUGCUGUUGCUGCUAUUCCUGAGGGCCUGCCUGCUGUUAUUACCACCUGCUUGGCUCUUGGAACCCGCAGAAUGGCCAAGAAGAAUGCAAUUGUUAGAAGCCUUCCCUCCGUGGAAACCUUGGGUUGUACCUCAGUUAUUUGUUCUGACAAGACUGGUACUCUGACCACCAAUCAGAUGUCAGUCUGCAGGAUGUUUAUCCUGGACAAAGUGGAAGGAGAUAGCUGUUCUCUGAAUGAAUUUACUGUAACUGGUUCGACAUACGCUCCUAUGGGAGAAGUGCAUAAAGAUGACAAACUUAUUAAAUGCAGUCAAUAUGAUGGCCUUGUGGAACUGGCAACGAUCUGUGCGCUCUGUAAUGAUUCCUCCUUGGAUUACAAUGAGGCUAAGGGAGUAUAUGAAAAAGUUGGGGAAGCCACAGAAACAGCACUUACCUGUCUGGUUGAAAAGAUGAAUGUAUUUGACACAGACCUGAAAGGACUUUCUCGAAUUGAACGUGCAAAUGCUUGCAACUCGGUGAUAAAACAACUUAUGAAGAAGGAAUUCACUCUGGAAUUCUCAAGAGACAGAAAAUCGAUGUCUGUCUAUUGCACACCCAACAAACCGAGCCGCACGUCCAUGAGCAAGAUGUUUGUUAAGGGUGCUCCUGAAGGUGUAAUCGAUAGAUGUACACACGUCCGUGUUGGAAAUGCUAAGAUACCAUUAUCCUCAGGGAUCAAGCAGAAAAUAAUGUCUGUUAUUAGAGAGUGGGGAACUGGUAGAGACACACUGCGUUGUUUGGCUCUGGCAACCCAUGACAAUCCUCCUAGGAAAGAAGAAAUGAAUCUUGAGGACUCCUCAAACUUCAUUAACUAUGAGACCAAUCUGACCUUUGUGGGCUGCGUGGGAAUGCUGGAUCCCCCAAGAAUUGAAGUAGCUUCCUCUAUAAAGCUGUGUAAGCAAGCUGGCAUUAGAGUGAUUAUGAUAACCGGGGACAAUAAAGGCACAGCAGUGGCCAUUUGCCGACGCAUCGGCAUCUUUGUGGAAGAUGAAGAUGUUUCUACCAAAGCUUUCACCGGCCGUGAAUUCGACGAGCUCUCACUCGCUGCCCAGAGAGAUGCUUGCCACCAUGCGCGCUGCUUUGCCCGCGUGGAGCCUUCUCACAAGUCAAAAAUUGUUGAGUUCCUUCAGUCUUUUGACGAGAUUACAGCUAUGACUGGUGAUGGUGUCAAUGAUGCCCCUGCGUUGAAGAAAGCAGAAAUUGGAAUUGCUAUGGGCUCUGGUACUGCAGUGGCUAAAACUGCUUCUGAAAUGGUUUUAGCAGAUGAUAACUUUUCAACUAUUGUAGCUGCUGUGGAAGAAGGACGUGCAAUUUACAACAACAUGAAGCAGUUCAUCCGUUACUUGAUUUCUUCCAAUGUUGGAGAAGUUGUUUGCAUCUUCUUGACAGCUGCUCUGGGUUUUCCUGAAGCUCUGAUUCCUGUCCAGCUGUUAUGGGUGAACCUUGUGACAGAUGGGCUCCCUGCUACUGCUCUGGGCUUCAAUCCUCCUGAUCUGGAUAUCAUGAACAAACCACCCCGCAACCCCAAGGAGCCACUGAUCAGUGGGUGGCUCUUCUUCCGUUACCUGGCGAUUGGAUGUUACGUUGGUGCUGCCACAGUGGGUGCUGCUGCUUGGUGGUUUAUUGCUGCUGAUGGUGGUCCAAGAGUUACCUUUUACCAGCUGAGUCACUUUCUGCAGUGCAAAGAGGACAACCCAGACUUCUCUGGUGUCGACUGUGUGGUUUUUGAGUCUCCGUAUCCAAUGACAAUGGCUCUUUCUGUACUUGUCACCAUAGAGAUGUGCAAUGCCCUCAACAGUCUGUCAGAAAAUCAGUCCCUAAUGAGGAUGCCCCCAUGGGAGAAUAUCUGGCUGGUGGGAGCCAUCUGCUUGUCCAUGUCACUCCACUUCCUCAUCCUCUAUGUGGAACCACUGCCGAUUAUCUUCCAGAUCACGCCUUUAAAUGUGACGCAGUGGCUGAUGGUACUGAAAAUUUCACUACCUGUCAUUCUGCUGGAUGAAACACUUAAAUAUGUGGCCCGUAACUACCUGGAACCUGGUAAAGAUAGUGUGCGGCCUGCCACCAAACCCUGUUCUUUGUCAGCAUGCACCGAAGGAGUUUCCUGGCCCUUUGUGUUCAUUACCCUGCCCUUGGUUAUCUGGCUUUACAGCACAGACACUAACUUUAGUGAUAUGUUCUGGUCUUGACUGACAUGGUGACAGUUUUACAUUCAAAGAAAAAGUUUAACUUAAUCAAUUUUUUUUAUUGUUUAGAGCAACUGUCUAUUUCUGCUGAAUUUUCACAUGAACAUAUUUGCCGGUGAUGGAGGUUUCAUAUUCUAGGUUUUGGUUGUUGUUUUUUUUUUUUUUUUUGCUUUUUCUUCAGUGGGGGCAAUAUAUUCCUCUUUUAUACACAGUUAAAGUGUCCAUUGACAUGUACAGAGAACUAACACUAUUUUAUGCAAAUAUUUUUUUGUAGAUGAAAAGCAUGUACAGCGUUCUGUUCAAUAGUUCAUUCACCAUGUAAAAAAGAAACAAAUUUCUUUUGAGCCAGCGGACACUAUCAAACUAAAUUGGCAGCAGAUUUUAGGGAAUGAAUGUGUGUCGUCCAAAACUAAAAAGAAAACAAAAGCAUGUAACUGUUUGUCUUCUGCAUGGUCAUCCAGACUUAAUUUGUCAUACGGUCAGAUUUUAUUUUAUUCAUAAGCCAAACUUUCUGCACUGGGUAGAGAGUGCUGCUGCCUUGGUCAGCAUUUCUUCUCGUCUCCCCUCUUCCUGCUCCCUUGCUCUGGGUUCUUGACUGUCCUUGUUUACACCGGUUUCUGUAUGAGGUAUGCCUGAUCUUGCUCGUGCAGAAAAUGCCAUUCCAGGUGCAGCCUGCUGGGGUUCUUCCAUACUCAACACACACAGGUUUUUGUUUUUUUAAAAAGAUUAUUUAUUUAAGUGUCUAUUGUAUUUUUAUUGUGAGAGACCUUGUUUUGCCAGCGUUGCCCGUGAUGCAGGGAUAGGGAGGUCGACUUCAAUCUAAACCAAGCCUUUUUAACCCACACAACCUGUUUUAUUUCCAAAAGAGGGUUUCAGUUGAUUUUUUUUUUUUUUUAAUACCUUAUGUGUCAGAUUGUUUCUCCCCCACCAUUUUUUAAGGUCAAAAUUUGUAAUAAGACCUGGAAAAAUAACUUGCACUGCAUAGCUAGAAAUGGGAUUGAGUACACUUAGGGCACUAAUGAUACGUCGUGGACAUGGAGUUGCUCUGCUGGCCUGUUGUUAGCCUGACUUGAAGUAACAAGCUCGUGUGUGUUUUUUGUAAAAUCUGUAAAUAGCACAUGACCAAAUUGAACAUAUUGUAUAGAACUAUUUUUAUUUGAUGUGGCACUAACCACCUUCAUUAUUACGGUAAAUGUUAAAGCAUGUUUUCAAAUUCAGUCCUGUACCAACAACGUGUAAGUCAUUAACAGUCCUAACUGUGGUGUUUUUCUCCAAUGCCUUCCAACUUUCAUCGACUAAAGUGAGUAUUUCUCUUCCAUUUCACCAUGCCAGUGGUGACUUGCUGUAAAAUAGCGUAUACUGUAUUCAUGUUGAAGAAUAAAUAGUAAUUUCCUUCAUUCCCAUGCUGUGUUUUGUCAAAUUCUGCUGUGCUACAUUAUUAUCACCACUUUAGACUCUUGCCUUAUGGUGUGCAGCUCUGCUUAUUGAUUCUGAAGGUAAAGAGCUUGCUUUUGUUUUGGCAUAUUUUAGAUCUUACGCUGUAGCACUGAGCCUUAGCACCUCCAUGAUCUUAGCUUCUGCUCUUAAGUUGGAGAUAAAACUGGAUAAACCUCUUACUGAAGACAGUGACGGCUGUUUAUAGGAGUUUUUUAGUGUCCAGAUCCCUUGUGGUCAAAUGCUGGCUUAUCCUUAAGCUUUUUCCUGCUCUGAAAUGUGGGAAUCCCCUCAGAGCAGACUGGCCCAUCUCUUCUAAUUGCUAAUCCCAGUGCUGGAUGUGCAGGUGCUCCUCUUUGCAAAAACAGCUUGUUUCCAGAGCCUGGAAGCACUUUGAAUCACAGUCACUCGAUCAGACAAAAGAACAGGCUUGGCUUAACAGGAUAGGCUUUGAAAAUUGUACUGGGGUCGCUGUGCUUUUGUGGAGUAGCAGGUGCUGUGUUAUCUUGUGUUGGCUUGACUUUAAUAAUCCAAUUCAAACAGCUUUCUUAUUCCUCACAGAGGAAAAUGGUCGUUAAAAGCCAUGUUCUGCUGGUGCCAGCUGGAAUCCAGUGAGCACAGCUAAUCCUUCAGGUUUCAGCCUUCAAAUAUACAUGCUAACCCCCAAACACACAGAACCUGUUUGAAAUCCCACUGCAUUGUAAACACUUGCUGUUUGUAGAAAUACUGACUUCCUUUCACUGAUGCUGAAGUGACUUGGGGACACGGACCUGAUAAAAUAGGUGUUCUGCAGGACUGCAGGCACUGAUCUCCCUUGAAUGCUCCCUUCAGUGUGGCAGGAACCUGGAUGUUGUGCAUUACCAUAAGGCCAGCACCAGUCAGGUGCUGUAUCACUAUUGAAUGAGCAAUAAGGCUUGCCUAUUUCCUGAAACAGGAAACCAACAGGUCACAUGCAUCUAUUUUGGUCUGAAGGAAUCCUAAAUCACAGGUGUUGUCAUCAUUGUUUUAAAGAACACUGGCAGGUGCUCCCAGCACGGUGCCCACGCUCCUGAGAAUUCUGCUUCCUAAUGCCUUUCUUCCUGUCUCUAAGAAGCUGAAGGGGAAAAUGGCUGGAGAAAUGAAAUUUGGUCUUUCAACACCUUUUGCAGGAUCUCUGUCUUACACACUCAGCUGUGUGUCGAAGACGAAGCUUGCUGAGAGCUCCCACAGCAAUUAACUCGGGGUAUCUCACUUGUAUUUAGAGCCUUCUGUUGCUUGGAGUUUACCUUUGAGAGCUGGGCAGCUGGUGGGUCAACGUGGCAUUUAUCCCUCUGACGGCACCUGCAGCCUCAGGAGCCCAGUUCUGUUAGAAUAUUCCUAGCUUGUUCAGGCUGUCUUCAUCUACCUGUGCUUUUUCUUGCCUUUCUCCUGCUCCUGUCUGGAUUUCUGUGUGGAGCUGGAGCAGCAGGUUUCCCUGUGAUCAGCACUUAAUGCAUUCAGUGGCAGUGUCACUCUGCUUUCAGUACUUGUGCUUUCCCAGUGUCGCUGCCAAAGAUGGGUGCCAGGCUGACGUGGACUUAGCAUAGAUUUAGUAGCCAGCAUCUCAAAACUAAAGUUUUUGCUCAAUCUCCUUGUCCUGUAUUUCUGGCCUCCUCACAGUACUGGGGUCACCUGGGGACAGGAAUGGAAUUCCUGGUGCAGUGUGAGCCCUGUGAGCGCGCUAACAGAAGCACUUAUGUAGGUAGAAGAAACACAAAGGUAUCUGUUUUAUCUCACUCUAUUUUUAGGUGACUUCCUACCUUUUGUUUCCCUGUGCUCUCAUCUCACUGAGCUGCUUCAUCUCUCAGUCUUCUGGAUUCUGUAGCAUUCUUAGUGCUGCUGUUCUUUUUUUUGGUGGGUGUGAGAUUAGUAUCCAUUGUGACUGAUGGUGCACGGAGCAUCAGUGCUGCAGGCCUGUGCUGGGGGAGCAGUGGGUUUUGCUAUGACAGCAGCUCCUCCUGAAUUCAGUGUCCUGUGGGCUGGUCCAAAUCAGAGCAAAGAUGAUGGUCAGGCAGCUGCAGUCAUGUGUCAGCAGCGUGGAGACAAAAGCUUUUAUCUUCCCCGUGCCCCGGGCUCUCUUGGCUUUCGCAUGUGAGUGGUUCCAAGUCCCACUUCAGAGCUCCACAACUAGCUGUGCCUUUUUGUUGCCCAGGCACUGAAAUUAGUUCAUGGUUUUUGCCCAAAGCAUUAUUGCAAAAAAAAAACAACCCACCAACUCAGUAUGAAAGAAGCUGCAGAAAAAUACACACCAGUCUGUCAGAGUGCUGCGAAGCUUGUGGUUGUAAAGGGGCCAUUCUGGAAAAAGCUAAUGGUAAGAAAAUGAGUUUUUAAUCUGAUGAUAAAAUGCAGUACAGCAGUCCUCUGUCACAGUUCCAAGAACACAGCUGAUGCAAAGAAUGUAUCUGGUAGCUGCUUAAAGGCUGUUGAAUUCGCUGAGAUGAAGGGAGGUAAAACUGAUACAAACCUGUCUGUCUCUUGCACCUGUCUUGUUUACCUCUUUGCACUUCUAACCAUUAACUGUUUCCCUAAUCUCUGCUAUUUACAUCCUUAAUGACAUUAAUAUCAUGCAUUCUCAAAUCCUAGCAGGAGAACCUAAAUUUUAGUGUUGAAGCAGAGUUUUGAAGAGCCAGCAUUCAGUCCCAGGCAGUCAGAUACACCCUCCUUGCUGACACAAGGCCAACCUGGUGCUGUGGUGCGGGGUGCAGUACGCCCGGAGCUGGGUUGUACUUCUACCCUUUGCCUACACAUUAAUCUGCUUAGUUAAUGACUUCUUUAAAGCUUUCCUACUGCUUCACAGAACGAGCUGCCAAGCUUGAAAGAGGGACAUUGUUAGGUCACUCCUGGGCUGAAUUUGCAAUAUAAUGUCUCAAUUAGGGGGGG
This is a messenger RNA of Centrocercus urophasianus (Greater sage-grouse), 7517 nucleotides long. RefSeq names its product ATPase sarcoplasmic/endoplasmic reticulum Ca2+ transporting 2 (gene ATP2A2). The transcript is spliced from 20 exons. Gene Ontology annotation, biological process: calcium ion transmembrane transport; intracellular calcium ion homeostasis. The record is from RefSeq and is a predicted model, not a curated record. Bases 60 to 3188 code for a protein of 1042 amino acids. Gene Ontology annotation, cellular component: membrane. NCBI's taxonomy places the organism in Eukaryota, Metazoa, Chordata, Aves, Galliformes, Phasianidae. Gene Ontology annotation, molecular function: ATP hydrolysis activity; ATP binding; P-type calcium transporter activity.